AUGGUGCUGUCUUCUCCCCUCACUCCACUCCCUUUCCACCAUCACCAGUACCACCCUCACAUUCACCUCCAUCAAAACGCACACUCCAUCACCAAAUUCAACACCUUCUCUUGUCUCCACGGAACCCCACAAACCCAUCACCAUGACCCCCAAGACCUCUCUCUUCGGAACCACAACUCCAAGUCCACCGCCCUCCUCCUCCAGCGCCUCUCCCACCUCCCCAACCCUAACCCUAGCCACCUCCAGCAACACCCAGACCCUCACCCUUCCGGCCACAAAGCCAAGCUCUUGGAACGCACUCUCCUCCGCAAGCGCACUCCUCAGUUCCCUGGCUCCAUCUCCCUCGACUCUUCCUCUCUCACUUCUCUUGAUGAUGAAGACGAUGAGCAUCGGAUGAUAAUGCGGGCCCUGGAUAUUCGCAGGAAGGUCACCGCAGAGAUUUUCAAGGAGUUUAUGAGGACCAAGGGCAAGUUUGGCAUCACCUAUGCCACCAAUUUGGUCGAGACCUUGACCGAAUUCCUUGACUACGUCAUGGUCCAAGCCGCCGCCAUGAAACUCUCGCCGGAGUUCUCCAGCUCCACCUAUAAUUUUCGCGCCAAGACUGUCAUUGAAGAAUCUGAAGUUGUGCCCUGUAUCAGGUGGUUGAAGCACAAUUCACUCUCAUAUCCCCAAAUUGGGAAGCUCAUUUGCUUGUCAAAGGGAAAUAUCGGCUCAAUUAGACGGCUUGCUCUGUGGUUGAAGUCAAUUCAUGUUAAGGGGAGAUUUAUUGGGGUGGCACUUGUGAAGGCGGGAGAUCAUUUUUUGGAGCGCAGCAAUGAAGAAUUGGAUGAGAUUGUUGAUUUAGACGAAGUGAAAACUCGUGCCGGGUUUUACUUGGAUAUGGGUAUCAAUGACAAGGAUUUUGGCACCAUGGUCUUUGAUUAUCCCCGGGUACUUGGCUACUAUACUCUGGAUGAGAUGAACCAAAAGGUUGACUAUUUGAAGGAAUUUGGUCUUAGUGCCGAGGAUGUUGGAAAAUUGCUAGCAUUUAGGCCACAGCUGAUGGGUUGUAGCAUUGAGGAAAGAUGGAAGCCUCUAGUUAAGUAUUUGUAUUACCAUGGCAUAACUCGGGAUGGUAUGAGGAGAAUGCUUGUCAUAAAACCGAUGGUUUUCUGUGUUGAUUUGGACAAAACCAUUGUGCCAAAGGUAAAGUUUUUUCAGGACAUAGGCAUUCACGAUGAUGCGAUAGGCAAAAUGCUUGUAAAGUUUCCUCCAUUGCUAACAUACAGCCUCUACAAGAAAAUCCGGCCAGUGGUCAUAUUCUUGAUGACCAAAGCUGGAGUUAGUGAGAGGGAUAUUGGAAAGGUAAUAGCUUUGGGACCAGAGCUCUUGGGAUGCAGCAUUGUGAAUAAGCUUGAGGUUAAUGUGAAAUAUUUUCUAUCCCUUGGCAUUCAUCUUAGAGUUUUGGGUGAGAUGAUUGCUGAUUUUCCCAUGCUGCUCCGGUACAAUAUAGAUGUUCUCCGUCCAAAGUACCGUUACUUGAGGAGAACUAUGGUCCGCCCUUUGCAAGAUCUCAUUGAGUUUCCAAGGUUUUUCAGCUACUCUCUUGAGGGCAGAAUUAUUCCAAGGCACAAGGUUCUGAUAGAGAAUUGCAUUAAUUUAAAACUACGCUACAUGCUGGCUAGCACAGAUGAAGAGUUUGAGGAGAGGGUCAAGGCUAUAGUGGAAAGGCGCAAAAGAUUUGAAUCUGGUGUCACGUGUGAGGAUGUUUCUAAUUCCCAAACAGGUGAUGACGAUGAAUUUCCUGUGAAGGGAGCUAUGCUUGAUGAAAGUGAGAGUGAGGUAGAAUUAACUAUGUUUGAUGAGGGUGAAAGUGAGGCAGAAUCAACCAUGCUUGAUGACAGUGAUAGUGAGGCAGAAUUAUAA
Prunus armeniaca (apricot) is the source of this 1905-nucleotide messenger RNA. Lineage: Eukaryota; Viridiplantae; Streptophyta; Magnoliopsida; Rosales; Rosaceae. The record is from the annotation of a GenBank genome assembly.